CCAAGACCGACAUAACCGUGUCUCGUACCCAAAUUAUAUAAACGAAACAUUAUUCUAAUCAAACCAAGUUGCGUGUUUGGUUAUCUUUUCUUUCGUGUAACCUAAAUUAAGGGAUUUGUUCUAACAACAAAUCUCUCUAGAAUCCAAAAGUAAGAAUCCCGUCUCUCUCUCUCUCUCUCAUCUUCUUCUCGGGAAGAUCAGAAAACAGCUUUUUGUGAAAUUCCAUCCUCAAGCUUUGAAGAUCGCAGGAAAAUUCUCGUUUUGAUCUGACCGUUUCUGGUGAAGAAGACAGGAUUCUAAAAGACAACAACAACAACAAUGAGCUCUGAGCAAAACAACAGCACAAGCUUCCCACCAACAGAGCCAAAGCUCUGCGACAACGGGUGCGGAUUCUUCGGGUCACCCUCCAACAUGAACCUCUGUUCCAAAUGUUACCGAAGCCUCCGAGCCGAAGAGGAUCAAACCGCAGUAGCAAAAGCUGCGGUGGAGAAAUCACUAAAGCUUCCAUCGUGCAGUCUCAUCACCGCACCAGAGCCAAAACAGCCUCUGGAGACCAAACCAGCCUCGGUGGAAACCGUUGUGAUUGCUGAGACGUCUGCUGUUCCUCCUGUAGCUACGGGACAGGACGAGGGAGAGCCUUCGAAACCCGCACGGCCGAACAGGUGUUUCAGCUGUAACAAGAAGGUUGGAGUUAUGGGGUUCAAGUGCAAGUGCGGUAGCACGUUUUGCGGGAGGCAUAGGUACCCGGAGAAGCAUGAGUGUAGCUUCGAUUUCAAAGAGGUUGGACGCGGUGCAAUCGCAAAGGCGAAUCCUGUGGUCAAGGCGGAUAAAGUCCAGAGGAUUUGAUGUGAUGUGAUGUGAUCUAUCUUUCAGUUUAUUCCGAGAAUGUUGAUGUGAUGUGGUCAUGUUCCAUGUUGGGUUUCUAUGAAUCAAAAUGAAAAUUGCUGCUAUUGGUUUUCUCAUGAAUCCUUUUUAGUGCUUUUUAAGUCUAUUGAAAUGGAGUCUCUCUUUGCUUCUCAA
Molecule: messenger RNA, 1020 nt
Organism: Brassica napus (rape)
Lineage: Eukaryota; Viridiplantae; Streptophyta; Magnoliopsida; Brassicales; Brassicaceae
Product: zinc finger A20 and AN1 domain-containing stress-associated protein 7
Exons: 2
Coding region: 319-846 (175 amino acids)
Biological process (GO): proteasome-mediated ubiquitin-dependent protein catabolic process
Molecular function (GO): zinc ion binding; DNA binding
Source: RefSeq, a predicted model, not a curated record